AUGUGGGCACCGUUUACCGAUUGGUCUUACAGACCGAUGAGCACUGGUUCAGACGAAGAGUUGAGCUCUGAGAAGCUUCCCGCACUCACACUCGUCGAGCGGACGCAGAAGCGAACCAUUCUCGUCGCGCUCGCAAGCCUCCUGUUCACCACGCUCUUCGGCUUCGGCGUCGGUUUCGCAGCUGGGGCGUGGAAACCUGAAGGAUCCUCACACGAGCAUGGUCUCCUUCAGCCACCGGGAACCGUGGUGAGGGAGUUCGUAUACAACGAAACAUUCACACACGGCUUCGAUGAUCCAGUAGCAGGACCAGCAUGGCACGAAUUGGAUCCCAAUGGCGGCAAGAUCCUCCACCCGUCCUUGGCUAAGAAUGAGACAGUCAUUAGUGCAUUUCACCAGAUUCACUGCCUCUAUGUCCUGCGCCUCGCCUUCUACCACGCCCUCGACGGCACCUUCGACUACGACAGUAAAAACUCAGGCGAUUGGCAUGCGGGACACUGUUUUGACUAUCUUCGCCAAUCCAUCAUGUGCGCUGCGGACACGAAUUUGGAGCACUCGAAUGCGGAGGGGCACCAUAUGUGGAACAGAACGCACUAUUGUCGCGAUUGGGAGUCCGUGAUCGCCUUCGAGGUUGAAUGGGCUCCCAAUAGCCCACGCAAUUCCAAGAGAACCGGCUUGUGA
Letharia columbiana is the source of this 678-nucleotide messenger RNA. RefSeq lists its product as uncharacterized. Gene Ontology annotation, biological process: mycotoxin biosynthetic process. The transcript is spliced from 3 exons. The record is from RefSeq and is a predicted model, not a curated record. NCBI's taxonomy places the organism in Eukaryota, Fungi, Ascomycota, Lecanoromycetes, Lecanorales, Parmeliaceae. Bases 1 to 678 code for a protein of 225 amino acids.